Messenger RNA from Chaetura pelagica (chimney swift), 2007 nucleotides. RefSeq names its product myosin light chain kinase 2 (gene MYLK2). Gene Ontology annotation, cellular component: cytoplasm; nucleus. Lineage: Eukaryota; Metazoa; Chordata; Aves; Apodiformes; Apodidae. Gene Ontology annotation, biological process: intracellular signal transduction; protein phosphorylation; positive regulation of apoptotic process. Gene Ontology annotation, molecular function: myosin light chain kinase activity; ATP binding. The transcript has 11 exons. The record is from RefSeq and is a predicted model, not a curated record. Bases 1 to 2001 code for a protein of 666 amino acids.
AUGGCUCAGGAUGGGGGACAGGCAGAGCCAGGGAAGGAGAAGGCAGAACCAGUGGGAAUGACAGCCCUGACUGCUCCAGAGCCCCAAGAUGGAGGGAAGGAGAAAGCUCCAGCUGCAGGAGACCCCAAAGGAGGGAAGGUUGAGCCUGUGGAUGUGCAAGAUCUAGCUGCUACUGAGGCUGAGGGUGGAAGGAAGGAAGAGUCCAUGGAGGAGAAGGCUCCGGCUGUGGGAAAACCCGAAGGAGAGAAGGCAAAAUCCAUGGUGGACGGGAAGGGCCCAGCUGCUGCCAAGGCCCAGGGUGGAGGGAAGGAUGAGCCCGCAAAGGGGAAAACCCCUGGUGGGUCCAAGAUGAAGAGUGGUGGGAAAGCAGAGCCCAUGGAGGAGAAAGCUCCAGCUGCAGAAGAGGCUGAAGGACAGAAGGCAAAACCCACCAAGGGGACAGCCUUGGCUGUAGCACAGGCUCAGGAUGGAGGCAAAGAAGAGUCUGCAAAGGAGAAACUCACAGUAGCUGCCAAGGAGAAGGGUCCAGCAGCUGCAAAGGCUCAGGAUGGAGAGAAGAAAGCUGCAAAGGCAGAGAAAACCUCAGCUGAUACAAAACCUGUAAAGGAGAAGGCUCCAGCUCCAGUAAAGGCUCAGGAUGGAGAUAAUAAAGUGGCAACGGCAGAAAAAGCCCCAGAUGCAAAAAAGCCUAAAGAUAGAGGCAAAGUGGAGCCUGCAAAGGAGAAACCUGCAGCUCCCCCAAAGGAGAAACCUGCAGCUCCCCCAAAGGAGAAACCUGCAGCUCCCCCAAAGGAGAAACCUGCAGCUCCCCCAAAGGAGAAACCUGCAGCUCCCCCAAAGGAGAAACGGCAGAAAAAGCCCCAGAUGCAAAAAAGCCUAAAGAUAGAGGAGAAGGCCCCGGCAGCUGCAAAGGCUCAGGAUGGAGGGAAGGCAGCGGCAAAGGCAGAGAAAACCCCAGCUGCAAAGAAACCUCAAGAUGGAAAUGAUGUCCCUCCACCUCCGGCACCCUUCGCACACCGCGUUGUCACCCUGCGCUCAGACAGUGUCAGCUCCCAGUUCAACCUCAGCUCCAAGGAGAUCCUGGGGGGGGGGAAGUUUGGUGAAGUUCACACGUGCACAGAGAAGCAGACGGGGCUCAAGCUGGCGGCCAAAGUCAUCCGGAAACAGGGUGCCAAGGACAAGGAGAUGGUGCUGCUGGAGAUCGAUGUGAUGAACCAGCUGAACCACCGCAACCUCAUCCAGCUCUACGAUGCCAUUGAGACGCCGCGGGAGAUCAUCCUGUUCAUGGAGUUCGUGGAGGGCGGCGAGCUCUUCGAGAGGAUCAUUGAUGACGACUACCAGCUGACAGAGGUGGAUUGCAUGGUGUUUGUCCGGCAGAUCUGCGAGGGCAUCCGCUUCAUGCACCACAUGUGUGUCCUCCACCUCGACCUCAAGCCCGAGAACAUCCUCUGUGCUGCUGCCACUGGACACAUGGUGAAGAUCAUCGACUUUGGGCUGGCUCGAAGGUACAACCCCCAGGAGAAGCUGAAGGUGAACUUUGGCACCCCUGAGUUCCUCUCCCCGGAGGUGGUCAACUACGAGCAGGUCUCCUACUCCACGGACAUGUGGAGCAUGGGAGUCAUCACCUACAUGCUGCUCAGCGGCCUCUCCCCCUUCUUGGGUGACAACGACACUGAGACGCUCAACAACGUCCUGGCUGCCAACUGGUACUUUGAUGAGGAGACCUUCGAGAGCGUCUCUGACGAGGCCAAGGACUUCGUCUCAAACCUCAUCAUCAAGGAGAAGAGCGCCCGGAUGAGCGCCGGGCAGUGCCUGCAGCACCCCUGGCUCAACAACCUGGCAGAAAAGGCCAAACGCUGCAACCGCCGGCUCAAGUCCCAGGUGCUGCUCAAGAAAUACGUCAUGAGGCGGCGCGGGAAGAAAAACUUCAUCGGGGUGUGUGCUGCCAACCGCUUCAAGAAGAUCACCAGCUCGGGGUCGCUGACGGCGCUGGGUGUCUGAGUGGGG